Molecule: messenger RNA, 1005 nt
Organism: Dreissena polymorpha
Lineage: Eukaryota; Metazoa; Mollusca; Bivalvia; Myida; Dreissenidae
Exons: 1
Coding region: 1-1005 (334 amino acids)
Biological process (GO): DNA integration
Molecular function (GO): nucleic acid binding
Source: RefSeq, a predicted model, not a curated record
AUGGAAAGAUGGCGUCUGCGACUGAUGCCUUACCAGUUCAUACUGGAAUACAGACCAGGUAAAGACGAGCUUAACCCUGCUGAUUUCAUGAGUAGGCAUCCUCAUGAAAAGCCAAAAAGAGAUAAUGCUGCUGAGGCAUAUGUUGCUUUUGUAAGCCAGCAUGCCGUUCCAAAAUCGAUGUCUCUGGAUGAAGUGCGUGAGUCCACAAGAGGUAGCAGAAUCUUACAGAAUGUUAUGAUUGCGAUCCAGACAGGCAGAUGGUCGAGUGACCCAGAUCUCAUUAAGUUUGUACGUUUCAGGCAUGAGUACUCUAUCUAUGAUGGUGUAAUGCUCAGAGACCAUUGUCUGGUUAUCGCAGAAUCUUUGCAUAACAGGGUGGUUGAUAUAGCUCACCAAACUCAUCAGGGUAAUGUCAAAACAAAACAACUGAUCAGGGAAAAGUUUUGGUUCCCUGGCAUUGAUAAAAUGGUGGAGGAGGCAGUAAGGGCGUGUAUUCAGUGUCAAGCGUCAAAUCCCGGUUCUAACAAACGGGAACCCAUUUGUCCAACCCCUCUCCCUCCCGGGCCAUGGUCUCAAAUAAGCCUAGAUUUCGCUGGACCUUUCCCAUCGGGACAAUGCCUUCUUGUUGCAAUGGAUGAAUAUUCUCGUUUCCCAGAGGUAGAGAUUAUCUUUUCUACUUUUGUGAAUACUGUUAUUCCCCGUCUUAGGUCUAUCUUUGCUCGCCAUGGAUACCCUACUGUGGUCAAAACAGAUAACGGUCCCCCGUUUCAGGGUCGAGACUUUGUUGAUUUUGCUGAAAUCUGUGGUUACAAGCACAGGCGAAUAACUCCUUUAUGGCCUGAAGCCAAUGGAUGUGUCGAAAGGUUCAUGGGUACUUUGAACAUGUUUAUCAGAGCAUCUGUUGCAGGCAACCGUGAUAGGAAAGCUGAACUUCAUAUGUACUACAGAUGUACUGAUGUACUACAGAGCUACACCUCAUUCCCCAGCUCAGGUUUCUCCAUUUGA